ACCAGCAGCUCCUCCCCUGGGCUCUGCUCGCUGCUUGGCUGGACCUGCACUGUGCAGACCUCGCCUGUGAGCGGACUGGGAAAUCAGCUGGAGAAAAGCGUCCUCAGAGCCAGCCCAGCAGCUGAAUGGACUCGGAGAGGACACGACCGCAGCUCUGAGCAGACUCCCGAGCUGUGCCACACGCAGGAGGAGCGGUUCUGGUCGGCGUGGAGCUGAAAAUGCCAGAGGCUGCUGCCAGCGUGCUCCUGCUCCGCGCUGGCCUGGCGCUGCUCGCCUGGCCUGUCUACCUGCUCUCCUUCCUGGGCAUCUGGGAGCCCUUCUGCAGGAAGGUCUUCUUCCCUUUCUUCUUAGAAAAGCUUUCUGGAGUUCGAGACAAGAAAUUCAAGCAGCACAAGCAGGAGCUGUUCCGCACCCUGCCCCACUUCAGGGGUCCCUCCGGGGAGCUGCGGCUGCUGGAGAUCGGCACCGGCAGCGGCUCCAACUUCCAGUUCUACCCAGCGGGCUGCAGGGUCACCUGCACCGACAUCAGCCCCAGCUUCCAGGAGGGGCUCUGCAGGCAGGUGGGGAAGAACGGGCACCUGCGCUUCCAGCGGUUCCUGGUGGCCGCGGGGGAGGACCUGGGCCAGGUGCCCAGCGGCUCGGUGGAUGCUGUGGUCUCCACGCUGGUGCUCUGCUCCGUGCGCAGCGUCAGCGGCACCCUCGGCGAGGUGCUCCGGGUGCUGCGGCCGGGAGGAGCUUUCUAUUUCUUGGAGCACGUGGCCGCCGAGCCUUCCAGCUGGACGUAUUUUUGGCAGCAAGUCUGCUUCCCAACUUGGAAACUCGUCUUUGCUGGCUGCUGCCUCACCAGAGAGCUGUGGAAGAAUCUGGAAGAGGCCAAGUUCUCCGAGCUGAGGGUGCAGCACAUCAGCGUGCCCAUGCCCUGGAUGCCCAUCGAGCCACACAUCGUGGGCUAUGCGGUGAAGUAACACCCGUCCUGCCAAAAUUUUUGUGUUCCCCCCCCCUCCCAAAAAUUCCUCGUGGUGACCCACGCACCCUGCACGGCACAGGGUUCCAUCAGCAACACAGUGAAAGACUUGAGUCAGAAACCAAAUAGGUGAGAAGGCCAAUUUCCUGAAUCACACCACCAACAAAGCUGGGAAAGCCCUUUUGGAGCAGAGGCCAGCAGGUAACUCGGCACCAGCAGCGUGCUCACCACGAAACCACGUCCCCACGGUUUUUGAACACUUCCAGGGGUGGUCACUCCACCCCUACCUGGCCAGCCCGGGCCUUUCCUUCCCUGAAGAAAUCUUUGUCUUACCUAAUUAAACCUCCCCGGUACACCUUGAGGCUGUCUCCUUCCCGAAGCCCUGGCACUGCUGACCUUGCCUUGCUAGAGCUCAGCGCAGCCAGGGAGGAUCCCAGGAGACAAAAACCAGCCUGGGAAGCAGAAAAUAAAUGUAUUAAUGGAAGGGGA
Molecule: messenger RNA, 1453 nt
Organism: Lonchura striata (white-rumped munia)
Lineage: Eukaryota; Metazoa; Chordata; Aves; Passeriformes; Estrildidae
Gene: TMT1A
Product: thiol methyltransferase 1A
Molecular function (GO): S-adenosylmethionine-dependent methyltransferase activity
Source: RefSeq, a predicted model, not a curated record